This is a messenger RNA of Staurois parvus, 283 nucleotides long. The record is from the annotation of a GenBank genome assembly. NCBI's taxonomy places the organism in Eukaryota, Metazoa, Chordata, Amphibia, Anura, Ranidae.
AGUUGGUGGUCAGAGUUGAUGAUCAGAGUUGGUGAUCAGAGUUGGUGGUCAGAGUUGGUGGUCAGAGUUGGUGGUCAGAGUUGAUGAUCAGAGUUGGUGAUCAGAGGCGGACUGACCAUUUGGAAACUUGGGCUCUGCGCAAGGGCCCGGGGUCAGUAGAGGGCCCCAUGAGAUGGCUCUGGUACCUUUUUCAUAGGCUUUUUUUUGAGUUUGGGCAAGGACACAGGGGCCCCAUGAUCCCCUAUUGCCCGGGGGCCCCAUGAGUUGUCAGUCCGCCCCGAUC